Messenger RNA from Daldinia loculata, 2299 nucleotides. RefSeq lists its product as uncharacterized. The coding region runs from base 577 to 1803 and encodes 408 amino acids. NCBI's taxonomy places the organism in Eukaryota, Fungi, Ascomycota, Sordariomycetes, Xylariales, Hypoxylaceae. The transcript has 5 exons. The record is from RefSeq and is a predicted model, not a curated record.
UCUUAUUUUAAAUGGGCUUUAUGCAAGUUUUAUGUCCCCAACGUUACAUGGAGGUAUAAAAUAAUUUACCUGUACCGUUGAUGCAUCGGCCUUUUUUAUCUUUUUAUUAAUGAUCCACUAUAAUGUCACUAACCUGCAUCCAGACCCUGUUUCUUAUAGCGACUAUCUUAUAGCGUUCAACCUGUUAAAGCCUCAGAUUUAUACAGUUUUAGCGGGGACGUGGCGAGAGAGUGUUUCCUAAUACACGGGCAACAAGGGGUAGAAUAAGCACUAGAAACCGAUCCAUGCCUGGGAAUUAACGGGAACGAGUCCCGCUGGACAAGGGCUUCUGGGGAAUGAUUUUUGGAUCAUGAGUUUGGCAUAAGAGUUCUCGUUGCAAAGAGUCUGUGUGUAACAAGGGGGUUUUUCCUUUCCACCAAACCCCUUGUCACUAUCAAGGAUCUCAUACUCUAUCUACGAUUCCACUCCCCCUUAUUCGAUCUUGACCAUUGGACUCUUUUAUAUACUCGUAAACCCACUGAAUACCUUCGUCUGGCAUGAAGUAGACGACACGCAACUCUUCACAACAAAUCAACGAUGGCGGACGUAAUACCCUAUCUCCCACCAGACCAGCAACAGGCGGCUCUUAAUUCGCCAGCCUUACCAGCCCCGGAUGGCGUUGUACCUAACUUCGACCACCCUGGGAAUAACAACUCUCUGGCCUACGGUGUCAUCGGCGCCUGCGCCGCCGUUUCGAGCCUUUGCAUGAUAAUUCGGUUCUAUGCGAGAAUUUUCCUAUUCAAGAACUUAAAGAUGGAAGAUUAUAUGAUUUUACUUGCUUUUGUUUUCUUCAUAUUAUGGACAAUUUUCGGGCUCCGACUGACAGAACACCCUGGAUACUUUGUUCAUCAAUGGGAAAUCCACGUUAAGGAUAUGAUUCCCUACUCGUUUGAUGUGCACUAUGCUGCUAUUGCCUAUGCGAUAACGAUUCCGUUUAUUAAGAUGGCGAUUUUGUUCGAGUGGACGCGAGUACUUGUUCCCGCCGGUACGCGAAAUACGUUUAUGUGGUGCUGUUAUGCGCUCAUUGGAUUAAAUAUCGCGCUUUUGAUCUCGAUGCCUAUCGCAUUAUCCCUGAUUUGCUUCCCGUACGAGAAGAUUUGGGAUUUGACGCUCCCAGGAACUUGCAACAACCAGUUUCUUAUCGGUCUUGCGUCUGCUUCAAUUAAUCUCUUCAUCGACGUUGUCAUGUUGAUUCUUCCUCAGCGAGUUAUCUGGAACUUGCAGUUAUCGCUCAAGAAGAAGCUUGGUGUUUCUUUCUUCUUUUCCCUUGGUAUCCUGGCUUGUAUUUCGGCCAUCUUCCGAGUAUCGACGCAAGUGGCUAUUGUAUCCCAGGCCGACGCCAUGUACCAAUUCGCACCAGUGAUGUUUUGGGCUUUUGCAGAACUCACAUGCGGUUUCAUCAUCGCAUGCAUGCCUUCGACUCCAAAGAUUUUAAAAGACCACGGCGUUCUCGACAAAAUGCGCCGGGCGAUGAGGUCGGUCGUGGGGUUAAAAAAUACCAACCUGCGGAGUUUGAAUAAGCCCACCGUGUCAUCGACCAUGGAUCACACCCACACCCACACGAAUACAUACAGGAAGAUUGACGAGUAUGGUGUACCGUUGAAGGACCUCCAGCCAUCGGAGUCGACGGAACAGCUCAGAGAGGACAAGUUUGAUCAGGGCAUCCUACGCACCACUCGCGUAACUGUGAAGCAGGAGUAUGUGAGUGAUGCGAAGGGUAACGCCAUGGAUCACGGUGCCCUCUGGCACGGGGACAGAGUAUAAUACGUAAUAUUCGUGCUGGCCAUGAUGGGGUACGAUUCAUCGGGAAAAGGUUAGCAGGCGCCUCAUGUUGAAUUUCUUGUAUAUCAGCGCGUUCGGUUAUGAAAAAGCAAAAAUUAAUGCAUAUUAGAAUACGGUUCGUCAAAACUGACUGAGGUCAUCCUUUAUAUGUAAUUAUCAAGAUAGGCCGCGAAGAGUUGACCCAUAGUUGGGUUCUCACUAAAAGAUCUACUGUUAAAUAGUAACAUUUCCCCAGACUAGUAGCUGGGAUGUAAAUAAAUGAGUUAUAGCUUACCUAAAGUAAUUGUACCUUGUGAUUGAUAUUGAUUUCUAUUUGUUGUAUGAUACCAGUGGCUUGUUACUACGUACGUUGAGAGGCAAGAAGUGAUAUACUCCAUUGGCGUUUAUAUCGUGACCAAAUUUCCUCAUUUCGAUUCUGGAUUUGGAAAGACAUGCAUACAUGGCGAGCUUAGUUAGGUACUCCGUCAGCAUAUUUAUA